Messenger RNA from Paramuricea clavata, 497 nucleotides. The record is from the annotation of a GenBank genome assembly. NCBI's taxonomy places the organism in Eukaryota, Metazoa, Cnidaria, Anthozoa, Malacalcyonacea, Plexauridae.
AUGUCCAAGACAAGAACAGUUAAAUGUGGAAUACCCCAAGGUUCUAAUCUUGGGCCACUUCUUUUCUUACUAUAUAUAAACGACCUCCCAAACUGCCUGACCUCAUCUUCAGCAAGUAUGUUUGCCGAUGACACAAAUGUUUCAACCAAUGGCAAAACAAAUGACGAACUACAAGAACGCAUUAACGUGGACUUAGAAAAUAUACACCAAUGGUUACUUGCAAACAAACUUACACUUAACAAAGAUAAAACUGAAUACAUGAUUAUUGGUUCAAGACAACGAAUUUCAAACUUAGUACUAACGGACCCUAAAAUUGAACUUGGUGAAUCAGUCAUUAAACGGGUUCACAAAUCAAAAACUUUAGGCGUAAUUAUUGAUGAACAUCUUUUAUGGAAUCAUCAAAUCCAAAAUAUUGUCACAAAAGCUUCAAAAGGAAUAGGAAUGAUGCGACGAAUAAAACAGUUUGUUCCCAAAUCAACCUUAGUAAAAAUAUAUAA